GGAUCAGGGCGGGAGGGAUGGUAGCAGGUCCUCCACUUUUGGCGCCUUAUUUUCCUGUUCCCAGCCUUUGCGUGCAGUGUUCCAGCUCCCUGUAGACUCGUAAAGACAUAUUCUAAUAGUGGUGAGCAGUACAUCUUCCGCCAUAGAGGAAAUAAGAACAAUGAGUGCUAUAGGGUUAUGUCUGUCAAAGUGGUCCAGGCCGGUACAGCAUCGCAACGGAUACAACCCCAGAUGGAGGAACCGCCGCCAGGCCAAUGAGACGCAAACCGAGAUACCGGAGGACCUGAUUGAGCCCGGCAAGGUGUUUGUCUCGGACCUGCGGAGAUCGGUCACGGAGCCCCUUUUGCACGAGCUGAUUUCACGGUUUGUUGAGGUGGAGAAUACCAUCAUCAUUAAGGACAGAAACACCAGGAGGAGCAGAGGUUAUGGCUUCGUCAAGGUGAAGACCAACGAGGACGUGGAAAAGCUGCUGGCACUACCUGAAGCUGAUCGCUUCAUCCAUGGACACGCGGUCACUAUCAAGCGAGCCAAGAAGAAGAUCACUCUGCCGGGUGACGAUGGGUAUGUGCGUCAAUCCCUCUCGGACCGGGACUUCGACCUGUCCAGCCCCGACCCAGCACAGCCAUCCAUACACAUGCUGGUGGACGAUGUUUUGUUUAAGAUCUUCUCAUACUUGCCUACCAAGCAAGUAGUGAAGUGUGAGAGAGUGUGUCGGCGGUGGCAGAUGCUACUACACUGCUACUACUCCAAAAAAGUCAACCUGGAGAUCACCGAGGACUCUUUGGGCAUUCCAGCACCUUUCUGCAAGUCCCUUGUGUCCAAGCUCCUCAUCCUCUCUGGCCCCAACCUCAGGAGUCUCAAGGUGCAGAAAAUUGAUUUUGUCGCCCGACAGAACAUCCUCAAGAUCAUUGGUCAGCUGUGUCCCCAUCUGGAGGUUCUGGAUGUCAGCAGAACUCGUGGGAUAAACUUCCUUCAGAUCUCCAGGCUGGCACAGGGCUGCAAGACUCUCAAAGGCUUCAUGGCUAAGGACUGCACUGAUUUUGACGAGAAGGCCCUGCACCAACUCCUCGAAUGCUACCCUCGGUUGGAGAAGCUGGAUGUGUGUGGCACUUCUGUCUAUGGCAAGAACCUAAGUAUUCUGCCCAGGUCGCUUAAGGAGCUCUACAUUGAGAGGAUUCCAGAACUGUGCCACAAGAAGAACAGUAUUACUCAGAUUGCUGAUAAGUGUCCCAACAUUGAGGUUCUGGAACUGAAUGAGUGUGUGGUGUCUAAAGAAGACCUGGAAUACUUUGGGAAGCACUGCCUUAACCUCGCCAAGCUGACCGUGUACAUGCCUGUGUCUGAUUUCACGCCAGCCCUGUCCCACUUCAAGAAACUCACGGAUCUCACGCUGAUGGGCAACACGGUGAACCUUAACCAGCUCUUCAGUAGCCUGCCACAGCUGGAAGUGCUCAAUGUUGAUACAUUUUUCCAGAGUGAAAUACAGAGUGAGGACACUGACUUCUCCGUCCUUGAGAAACUGAAGAGCUUGAAGAUCACCCAGGCGGCAGUAGGCAGGGCAUCACUGCGGACCCUCGCCAAGUGCAAACUGCUGGAGGCGAUCUACCUGUUCAAGUGGAAUUCAGUACCUGAUGAUGCCGUGGUGGCGAUCAUCGCGGGGUGUCCCAAACUGAACAAGCUGGUGUGUCCGAGCCUGGUGCCCGUCAAGGAGUUCGUAGACAAGGUGGACAACAUCAUGAAAGGGCGGUGCGGCAAGCUUGUGAUCGAAGCGCGGGACUCCAUCACCCUGCUCGGCCUUCACUACGACAGGAAGAAGAUUGAGUUCAUCCCCUCUCGUAACUACGGAUACAUGUAUGAUCCCUUCAGCUAUGACAGUGCAGAAUCGGACGACUCAGAUGUCAGCUUUGAUGGUGGUUGGUACGACAGCGACAUCGACUUUCCUGAAUACUACCUCGAUGAGCAGGAUUUUUUGCAGUUCGAUGAUGAUCUCUUCGAGGCGGCGGUGAUGCUGGCGGCCUGGAAUGUGCCCGACUCUGGCCACUACUGAGGCGUGUGUGUGUGUGUGUGUGUGUGCGUGUAGUGUAAGAGACUGGAGGCUGUGGUGCAGCAUUCAUAAUUUUUUUUGUGGCCGUAAUAUCUCAGCUAUUUUUGUAUGUAUAUAAUCUUUUCUCAGCUUAAUAAGUAUCCACAAACUGUAUUGCCUCUCAAUGGCUGCUGUGGAGGUAUUUAUACAUAUGUAAAGAAAACAGUUUGGUAUGUUGACAUGUGGAAUUCUUGAGCAAGAAACUAGAAUUACAUAAUUAUCACAUGUAGUGUGGAAAAUAACACAAACCCAUGAAUGGUAAUUUAAAUUUUCUUUAAUUUAAUUCCAUGUGCUGCAUAUACUCCUGUAAAAGUCAACCCUCUCCCCACAUGGCUGUGAUUUGUUCCAAUGCUUAUACACCUUAUCACUCAUGAGUUUGCAUUCCUAAACAUUCACAAACAUCAAUGCAGAGUAUGUUGAAACCAUCCAUCAUGACACAUUGUUUCUUCCUACUUUAUAUACAGGCAAAUCCUGACAUUACUGGCAAGUAUUAUCUUAUACUCAAACUAUACAGAUCAGUGCAAACCCUUAGAGCAGUAGCUUCCCUGAACUUGGCCUGAGAAGGUUGUCCCAAGAAUUUGACUUUUGUACGUGUAUGUGCAGUAAAGAAUCAUACUUCUGUUAUUAAUUUUGAAUGCUAGUAAUUAAUGAAAAGUGUUUCUUAUCAUAUAUUUGUAUUUAAACGUAUAAAAGAGACAACUGAGACUGACUCGUAAUCUUAUGUUAUUUGAGGGCUGAUUAUUGUUUCCUGUACAAUAUGUAGUCCAUCAUUUUCUUGGUUCAUCCACUUUCUCUGUGAUAAUAGGUAUAAUCAUAAUCAUGCUCCAGUUCCUGCAACACAUGCUGUUUGUCUUCCUUGGUGUGUGUUGGUCGUGCACAAGACAUGCUGUUUGUUCUCCUUGGUAUGUGUUGCCCUGCACAACACUCGGUCUUCUUAGUCUUGACGGCUGUUGCCUACACUGUCUAUCUUUUUUUUCUUUUGUUGUUUCUUUCAUUCGCUUUUUUCCAGCCCUUUUUCUUUUCCAUCUUAUUGUUCAUGUUCUUUAUUGUUUAGUAUUUAUCCGAUGUUCUAUUCACUCAGUCUUUGUCUUACAGCUAUUGCUGCUCUCUGUUUGGGCAGUUCUUACCUACACUCACUUUUACUUGUGUUCAUAUGGGGCUGCUGUUUUGGGGUGGGAUUGUGGCUUAGGACUGGAUUCCCUGUAAUGUCACACAGCAGCACUUGGGUUCAAACAGCCUUGCCCCGACUCUUUAACUUCCAUGGCUUGACACACUAAUCCACUAGACCGCCACGCCACAUAUCACUUGGUGGUCAGCGGUAACGGCCAGUAUACUUACGUGCAGGUUCCUCAUUUUAAGUUAACUCAUGUGUUUUUGGAAGAACAGAGAUGAGCAUGUUGUUUCAAAGCCAACUUAUUUCUUACUUUACACAUUGUGCUUAAAUACAUUGAUGCUAUUUAAAUGCCUUGAAUCACCAUGUAUUCGUGUGGAAGCACUGAUGUUGGUUUGUGUAAAGGUUAAGCCCCAGCCAAGGCUAUGGUAUGGUUGGCUGCAUUGUUUUUGAGUAGACUGAUUCUGUGUGUGGAACCUGUGUUGUAUGGAAGGACUUAAGGUUUAAAUGUGUAAAGGGUAACCCCCUCCAAGGAUAUGAUAUGUACAAUUAAGGAACAAAUAUAAUCCCUCAGAAAA
Eriocheir sinensis (Chinese mitten crab) is the source of this 3772-nucleotide messenger RNA. Its product is annotated as F-box/LRR-repeat protein 7-like. NCBI's taxonomy places the organism in Eukaryota, Metazoa, Arthropoda, Malacostraca, Decapoda, Varunidae. Gene Ontology annotation, molecular function: RNA binding; protein binding. Bases 161 to 2047 code for a protein of 628 amino acids. The transcript is spliced from 15 exons. The record is from RefSeq and is a predicted model, not a curated record.